Messenger RNA from Coniosporium apollinis CBS 100218, 2736 nucleotides. RefSeq lists its product as uncharacterized. Gene Ontology annotation, biological process: trehalose biosynthetic process. The record is from RefSeq and is a predicted model, not a curated record. Gene Ontology annotation, molecular function: catalytic activity. Lineage: Eukaryota; Fungi; Ascomycota; Dothideomycetes. Gene Ontology annotation, cellular component: alpha,alpha-trehalose-phosphate synthase complex (UDP-forming); cytosol. The transcript has 3 exons. The coding region runs from base 1 to 2736 and encodes 911 amino acids.
AUGCCUACCUUCGUCGUCUCCCUCUUCCUGCCCUACACUGUCGACUUCCAUGAUCUCCCUACGCCCUCACAGCGGCCCAGCCCUCCGCUACGGCUCCCCAGUCGGAAGAACUCCAUCACCAAUCUGCGCGAGAACAAGGCGAGCUUGUUCAGCGUCCCCACGCCUCCCCAGACCCCAUCAGCCGCCGCAGCCCAGGAAGAGUUCUUCUCCCAGUUGCAGCCCAGCGCCGCUACUCACUUCCCUAAACCACACGACCCACGCUCUCUAGUCCGCAGCGACUCGCAUGUGCCAGAAUGGGGCAGAGGUCUCUUCUUCAACCACCCGCGGUCCAAUGCGGGGCAACUACCGGCGGAAGAUAUUCUGAAGUAUGUUAAGGCCCAAGCCCAGGAGAGGGCCGAGGAGCGUGCGCAGACAUUGUCAAAACGUCGCCCUUCACCGAAGUCAGCAAAAAGACACUCGAGAACAUCAACGGGCGAGAGGCCCGCUUGGGCGACCCAUUGGACUGUAGAACCGGCCGAGCAAGGCAAUGGAGGCCUUUACAAUGCGGUAAGAGGCGCCAUGGACGCUGGCACCAUAGAGGAUGUUAUCUGGAUGGGCACAAUAGGUUUUCCAACAGACACAUUAGACGACAAGGCCAAGAACGAGAUCCAUGAGAAGUUGGAAUCCGAGUACGAUGCGAUGACCGUCUAUGUUAGCGACAGUGACUUCGAAGGUCACUAUGGACACUACUGUAAGACCAUCUUGUGGCCAGUGUUCAACUACCAGAUCCCAGACCACCCGAAAAGCAAAGCCUAUGAGGAUCACUCUUGGAAGUUCUACGUCAGACUGAACCAAGCCUUCGCGGACAAGAUUGUCAAGAGCUACAAGCGUGGCGAUGUCAUAUGGGUGAACGAUUACCACAUGUUGCUGGUUCCCGGUAUGGUCCGCCAGAAGCUGCCGGACGCCCAGAUCGGCUUCUUCCUUCAUACCGCCUUUCCUUCUUCGGAGGUGUUUCGCUGUUUGGCCGUACGCAAAGAGCUGCUGGAAGGCAUGCUUGGUGCGAAUCUGGUCGCAUUCCAAAGCCGGGAAUAUGCCGCCCACUUUCUACAGACCUGCAGUCGCUUGCUGAUCGUUGAGGCCACGAACGAUGGUGUGCAGCUCGAGAACCGGUUUGUCAAUGUUUUACACAUCGCAAUUGGUAUCGAUCCGAAGAGAUUCAAUGUCGCGAGGGAGGAGCCAAGCACCCUCGAAUGGAUCAAGGUCAUGGAAGAACGCUACAAGGGCAAGCACCUAAUCGUAGCACGCGAUAAGCUCGACACGAUUAGAGGUGUUCGGCAGAAGCUGCUUGCGUUUGAGUUGUUCCUCAACAAGUACCCUGAGUGGCGGGACAAGGUCGUCAUGAUCCAAGUCGCAACCUCAACAACGGAUAAUCCAGAUCUAUCAGCAACCGUAUCCGAAAUCGUCAUCCGCAUCGAAGCUCAACAUUCGACACUAGCACACCAGCCGCUUGUCUUCCUUCGGCAGGACAUUGCCUUCAGCCAGUACCUCGCAUUGCUCUCCGUUGCAGACACGCUUAUGAUCACCAGUCUGCGUGAGGGCAUGAAUCUGACAGUGCACGAGUUCAUCCUAUGCCAGGAUGGUAAAGGCAGCGACAAGAAGCAUGGACCAGUCAUCCUCAGCGAGUUCACCGGUAGCGCUUCGCUUUUCGGAGGUAACGAGCUCUCCGUCAAUCCUUGGGAUUAUCAGAAAUGUGCAGACGCCAUCAAGAUUGCGCUGGAGAUGUCGGCUGUAGAAAAAGAACGGCGCUACAACAAAAUGCGCGACGUGGUCGUACAUCACACAGGCGAGUAUUGGUGCAACACUCUCGUAAAGGCGCUGGCCAAGGUUCACGAAGAGCAUUACAUGCGUGACAACAUGUCAAUCCCUCGUCUGUCAAUCUCCCAGGUCUGCCAGCAGUACAAGAGCUCGCAAAAGCGGCUUUUCAUUCUCGACUACGAAGGCACACUGGCGGGUAGCUCGCCGACCAGCACUCUGCUCACCAGCCCACAACGAGUUCUCGACGCGCUCAACGACCUCAUCAUGGAUACUCACAACAUCGUGUACGUCAUGUCUGGCCGGACGCCGGAAGAGCUCGAGCGUCUCUUCAGCCGUGUGGCCAACCUGGGCAUUAUCGCCGAGAACGGGUGCUUCGUGCGCGAGUUCGGCGCGAGCGAAGAGUGGAUCGAGUUUGCGGACACCGAGAAGAUGUCGUCGUGGAAAGCCAGCGUCAAGCAGAUCCUCGAGUACUACCAGGAGCGCGUCGAGGGCUCCUGGAUCGAGGAGCGCCACUGCUCGCUCAUCUUCCACUACGAGAAGGUCGACGACCUCGAAACGGCGUCCCGCCAAGCUGGCGACCUCGCCAACCAGAUCAACGAUGCCGCCGAGAGCCACCGUGUCCACGCCGUCCCGACGGACAAGGCUGUCCUCAUCGAGCCGCUCGACUGGAGCAAGGGCAGCGCGGCUACGCACAUCUUUGACAGGCUUCGUCAGAAGAAAGUCGAGAAGGAGGGCCAGCCGGAGCUGGACUUCUUGAUGGUGGCGGGCGAUGACCGUGAGGACGAGGUCAUUUUCCGCUGGGCGAAUAAGCUGGGCCAGGCGGGCGUCAUCAAGAACGUCACGACUGUGAGCGUGGGGAAGAGGAACACGGAGGCGAUGGCGACGCUCACGCAGGGCACAACGGGGCUGUUGAGCGUGCUGUCCAAGCUUGCGAAGCUGUGA